Molecule: messenger RNA, 1486 nt
Organism: Pimephales promelas (fathead minnow)
Lineage: Eukaryota; Metazoa; Chordata; Actinopteri; Cypriniformes; Leuciscidae
Gene: lbx1b
Product: ladybird homeobox 1b
Biological process (GO): regulation of transcription by RNA polymerase II
Cellular component (GO): nucleus
Molecular function (GO): sequence-specific double-stranded DNA binding; DNA-binding transcription factor activity, RNA polymerase II-specific
Source: RefSeq, a predicted model, not a curated record
UCAAAGCACAAGACUCGCUGCUACUUGCUGUUGGAUGGUGAAGCUUGGUGAGAUAAUAACUCGUUGGACGUUACGAUUGUAGCUGGGCAGUGCUGGGCAUCAAUCACGUGCUGCAAGAUUAUUGGAAAACUGGACAGAAAGUGAUUGUGUACUACUAAUUUGAUAGCUGCACUUCUCUUAAACACAAGUUUUGUAACCAAAGCUGAUUGGAAAAGGCUUGGAUGACGACCACCAAAGUUGUCAAAAUGUGCGAGGAGAGGCGUGGGAUGAACCCCCUGGACCACCUUCCACCACCGGCGAGUUCCAACAAGCCCUUAACGCCCUUCAGUAUCGCAGACAUCCUCAGCAAACCUAGUGUCAAACGACCUCACAGGAUUCACCGGCUUCCAGCAUCAGAGAGAGCCCGGCAGAGCAUCACUAUAUCAAGGCAGACUCUCAUCACUCAAACAUCGCCUCUGUGUGCUCUGCAGGAGCUGGCGAGCAAAACGUUCAAAGGUCUCGAAUUAGGCGUGCUCCAUGCAGCAGAGGGAAGGGAUGGGUUGACUGUAUUUGGUCAAAGGGACAGUCCUAAAAAGCGCCGAAAAUCUAGAACGGCCUUCACCAACCACCAGUUAUAUGAACUAGAGAAAAGGUUUCUCCGUCAGAAAUACUUGUCCCCUGCAGACAGAGACCAAAUUGCCCAUCAGCUGGGGCUGACAAAUGCGCAGGUCAUAACCUGGUUCCAGAACCGAAGGGCAAAAUUAAAGCGAGACCUGGAGGAGAUGAAAGCGGACGUGGAGUCGGUCAGAUCCACGGGUGUAGUAGUGCCUCUGGACAAACUCACUAAAUUGGCGGAUCUGGAGAGGUGUGCAGCUGGAGCCACGGGGCCCGAGUGCUCGCCACGGCUAGGUCAGGAGUACAAGAGUGUGCACAAAUUGUGUCUGUCCCCCAUGUCGUCUCUCUCGGACCACACAAGUCAAGACUACUCCGAAGACGAAGACGUGGAAAUAGACGUUGAUAUCUGAUGUAAACAACGAUUUAAACUCUUUAAAGACUCAUAUUUCAAGUUGUUACAGUGCGUAACAACACACAUGCAUGAACAUAAAUGAUUGUAGUGUUUUCUGAAACUUUAAUUUAUAGCCAGACUGUGUUCUCCUAUUUGUUCAAUAUAGUGUUUGAGCUAGCAGCUGUAUAAUAAAUUGUUUAUAAUAAAUGAGUGUAAUAAGAUAAUUUUUCAUAAAGCAGGACAACAAACAGAGCAAUACAACUUCCUAAUGAGAAAACUAUUUUUACAAGUGUAUUUAUUUCUUCAUUUGUACACAGUCGAGAGUGACUGAUUUUUGUAAAGUUUUGUACAGUUUACAUGCAAGAUAGUGCCUUUCAAAAUUAGGGCAUUGCACCAAUGUGUUGUUUAAUGUAUUGAGUUUGAAAAUAAAAACAUUAUUUAUACCUUUUAUAAUGAUGUUGUUGCCGAGUCUGUAAAUCUGUUGCCGAGUCUGUAUUGUCU